AUGGGGUUGAGAUCUAAUGUCCCCAAGUUUCAUAGUGGAGGUGGUGGUGAAAUAGAUGGAGAUGAAUGUGGUAGUGGGGAUGAAGGUAGAGUUGGUGGUUGUGGUAGUGGUUGUGGUGGGGAUGGCAGUUGUGGAGGUGGUGGUGGUGGUGGCGAUGUCAGUGUGGUGGUGGCAGUGGUGGUAGUUGUGGAGGUGGUGAUGGAUGUGGAGGUUUUGGAGGAGGUGGUGGUUGUGGUGGUGGUAGUACUAAUGGUGGUGGUGAUGUGGAGGUUUUGGAGGAGGUGGUCGUGGCAGAGGAUGUGGUAG
Molecule: messenger RNA, 306 nt
Organism: Prunus armeniaca (apricot)
Lineage: Eukaryota; Viridiplantae; Streptophyta; Magnoliopsida; Rosales; Rosaceae
Source: the annotation of a GenBank genome assembly